UCCGAGGUGGAAGGUCGCCUCUCAGUCCGUUUAUUUUUAACGGUUUGUUGACAAAUUAACGCAAAGAAAGAAACUUUUAUAUGAACAUUAGUAUUGACUUUUUGAGUGGAUAAUAAAGUGUUUUUGUGACCAUGGCGAGUCAACCCGAAGUCGGCGUGUCCGACUUCGUGCUCUUGGACAAUUUGACUCCUGACAAGUUUAUUGAGAAUUUGCAUUUGAGAUUCCAACACAACAAGAUAUAUACAUACAUCGGCGAGGUCCUUGUGUCUGUCAACCCGUACAAGACGCUCGACAUCUACAAUGCCCAGCACAUGGCUCAAUACAGAGGCAGAGAGAUGUUCGAGGUGCCUCCUCAUGUGUACGCUGUCGCGGACGCGUGCCAACGCGUGCUUAGACAACAGGGCAAAGACACAUGCGUUCUCAUAUCCGGCGAAUCGGGAGCAGGCAAGACAGAGGCAUCGAAGUUCAUAAUGAAGUACAUCGCCGCCAAUACCACACAGGUCCACAGGGAUUACAUAGACAGAGUCAAGAACGUGCUCAUCCAAUCCAACUCCAUCCUGGAGACAUUCGGCAACGCGAAGACCAACCGCAACGACAACUCGUCCCGGUUCGGAAAGUACAUGGACAUCCACUUCGACUACAAGGGCGACCCCGUCGGCGGGCAUAUCAGCAACUACCUGUUAGAGAAGAGCAGAGUCGUCAGUCUGCAGCAAGGAGAGAGGAACUUCCAUGCCUUCUAUCAGUUACUGAGCACAAACAACCCACACACGAAAAAGUUCGGCCUAGCGACGAACGCGCAGUACAAGAUCUUGGGCAGCGAGCGAGCGACGUCACAAGAUUCUAAGCUAUAUUCUCUAACGAAUAGCGCCUUUAAUGCCUUGGGCUUCGCGCAGUCCGUGCUUGAUGAUAUUUGGAGUAUCGUCGCUGGAGUCAUCCUGUUGGGCGAGCUAACAUUUACCGAAACACAAGACAACCAGUUAAACAUCGGUGGUCCAGUGAAACAGUGCGUGGCCGCUCUCGGGGUCACAGAAGAAGGCCUGCGCGGGGCCAUGGUGGGCCGCGUGUUGUCCGCCGGCGGAGACCUGGUGUCCAAGGAGCAUUCGCUCAGCGACGCUAAUUAUACUAGAUUGGCGCUCGCUAAGGCGGCUUAUGAUCGUCUUUUCACAUGGAUUGUACAGCAGAUAAACCGUGCGAUCGAAGUCCCAGCCGGCACUUACAAGAACACCCUGAUCGGAGUGCUCGAUAUCUACGGCUUCGAGAUCUUCGAUACCAACAGUUUCGAACAGUUCUGCAUUAAUUAUUGCAACGAGAAGCUACAACAACUCUUCAUUGAACUGGUGCUGAAACAGGAGCAGGAGGAAUACGCCCGCGAGGGUAUCCAGUGGACUCCGAUCCAGUACUUCAACAACAGGGUCAUCUGCGAGCUGGUGGAUGCUCCGCACCAGGGCAUCAUCUCCGUCAUGGACGAAGCCUGUCUUAAUCCUACUAAGAUUUCCGACACACAACUAUUAGAGGCACUCGACAAACGGCUGGGCUCACACAAACAUUACACAUCGCGGCAGCUCGCGCCCACAGACAAAAAACUCAAACACGGAGUUGACUUUAGAAUCACACAUUAUGCGGGCGAUGUGACCUACGCAAUCACUGGCUUCAUGGAUAAGAACAAGGAUUCCUUGUGGCAAGACCUCAAGCGGCUGCUGCACUCAUCUUCCAACGCUUCGCUCGCUGACAUGUGGCCCGAAGGCGGCGCUCACAUACAAAAGACAUCAAAGCGACCUCCGUCCGCAGCGACUCUGUUCCGCAACUCGAUGGCAGCGUUAGUGACAGGGCUGCAGAGUAAAGAACCCUUCUACGUGCGCUGUGUCAAGCCGAACCCCAUACAGUCACCUAACGCCUGGGACGACCAGCUGGUGCGUCACCAAGUAGCGUACCUGGGCCUGGUGGAGAACGUGCGCGUGCGGCGCGCCGGGUUCGCGUCGCGGCAGCGCUACGACCGCUUCCUCAAGCGCUACAAGAUGCUGUCGCAGUACACCUGGCCCAACUUCCGCGGCGCCAGCGACAAGGACGCCGUCAUGGUGCUGCUCAAGGACCUGCAGGUCACCGAUGUGCAGUUUGGACAUACGAAGCUCUUCAUCAGGAGCGCGAAAACCCUGCAUGGUCUAGAAGCUGCGCGCGCGGCGCUCAUCCCUUCCAUCGUGGUGCUGCUGCAGAAGCUGUGGCGUGGCACCCUGGCGCGCAUGCGCUACAAGAAGAUGAAGGCCGCGCUCACCAUAUACAACGCCUGGAAACGUUACUGCUACCGGCGCUACAUCGCCGCCAUCCAGCACGAGCUGCGCCGCAACCGCAACGUCAUCAGGUCCUGGCCGCCGGCCCCGAGGCGGGUCAACUCCACCCUCAUACAGGCCGCCUACCGCCGCUGGAGGGCGUACCUGAUCCUCGAGCCCAUCCCGCGCGCGCAGUGGCCGCAGCUCAAGAUGAAGAUCUGCGCCGCCAGCGCGCUGCGGAGCCGGCGGAGGGACUGGGGCGCCGCCCGCCAGUGGCUGGGGGACUACCUGGCCGACGACAAGUAUAACCCUAGAGCUGCCGUGUACCGGUCGGCGCUGGCGUCCCUCCAGAAGGCGCAGCAGGCGGGCGCGGCGCUGUUCUCGUGCCGCGUGCACAAGUUCAACCGCUACAACAAGCUGGCCGAGCGCUGCCUGCUCGUCACGGACCACAGCAUCUACAAACUGGACGCCAACACCUUCAAGGUGUUGAAGAAACCUACGCCUAUCACUGAGGUGGGAGCGGUUCGUGUGAUGAGUUCAGACGCGCAGUUAGUGGUGAUCAGCGUGCCGCACGCGAAGAACGACCUCGUGAUCGGGCUGGCCUCCGACUUCGAGCUCGUCGGCGAGCUCGUGGGCGUGCUCGCCAACCGGUAUCACAUGCUAACGGGUUCCGAGCUGUCGGUGGAAGUGGAGAGCGGCGCCACGACGCGCUGCACGCUGGGCGGCAAGCCGCGCGCGCUGCAGCUGCCCUCCUCCCCCGCCACCCCCGCCACACCCGCCACCGCCCCUCCCUUCACGCACGCACACAACGUCAUCACCUACCAUCCCGCGUCGGCGAGAGCGUAAACCGGAGAUAUUGCACUUUUUUGGACCACCCGAGGCGGUAGUAAACAAAACAAAAUACGACUAUGUGUAUUCCUAAUCAAAAUUGAAAAUGGUAAACUUUCACUUUCGGGCGUGUAUUUCGACUGCAUCCAUACAUUUUCACUCGUAACAUUUAUAUGCCCGAAAAAAAGCAUUUGUAAUUCUGGACGUCGAUCGGUAUAUUAUUUCUUCGUCCCGCUCUCGUGUGUUCAAAAAAAUGUUGACCGUAUUGUAAGCAAUAGUGAUAUGGAUUGUAAAGUAAUUUGUAAGUACCAAUAAUUUAUUCGAGUGAUAAUAAUAAUAUUAGCCCGCUGCCUUAUUUUAUGAAUUAUUAAUUUUAAACCGUCCGGGAACUUUUUCAUAUGUUUAAUAGUACCUCGUAACGUGACAGCCGUGAAACAAAAUUUAUGAAUUAUGUUAUGAAAUUACAAAAUAUUUUUAAAGGUACGGCCCCAUAGAGUUAGCACGACUGCCGGCUCCAAAAUAAAUCUUCCUUUCUUAGUGCGCCACGCACGGUAGGCGUGGCUUUCAAAGGUUAAAUACUUCUUGAUAGAAGUAUUUCGUGCAAACUGUUGUGCUAACUCUUUUAAAUAACUUGUUAAUAAUUUAAUUAUGACUUUCCUGUUAAAUAGCAUUUAUGUGAAUAAUGAUUUCCGAUGAUUUAACUAAAGGCAAUUAUAUUUUUAGAUGUUUUUAUUGAUUUAAUUGUAAUUAAUUAUUUUCUUUAUAAGUAAGUCAUUACUUAGUUAUAUUUAAUAUAUAGGUAAAUAGCUUAUUUACUGUUUUACACAAUAGCGCCUACUUAAAGGAACGCACAAAAUACCAGGAAUAUUUAUUCUUCCCUUUGACUGCCUCAGAAAGGUUGCAGUAUAAAAUUAGCCUAAAUACGUUCUUAAAAAGUUUAUUCUUGCGUGUUAUGUAAAAUAAACUAAAACAAACGCGGCGGUCAAAGGGUUAACAACGACGACCUAGUCUUUUAUUACUUAAUUAUUGUUUUUGGCCAGACAUUAUCAAAAAGUUACAUUUAAGAGUAAAGGAAAAAUAUUAUGAUUUACUAAAUUAUUCAUAGGUACAGAGUGACGGAGUAACUGAUUUUGAGUGUAAGCUUUAGCAGCUUGUCAAAUGUUAACCUGAAGGUUUUUUUGUUAAAAUUGAUACUUAGUAUACUAUAUCCCAGAUACUAAACUGGACGUUCGAGUGGCCAAUUUACUAACCGAUCACCUGUAGCCGUGCCACGAGUUGAUACUUAACGUUUAUCGCAAUAAAUAUCGUUAACUCGUGUUAGCCGUGCUUUUGUUUCAAUUUAGUACUAAAAUUUUGGCAAUUGGGUCAAUCAAACUAUGUAUUUUAGUAUCUGAGAUAUAAUUAUAACACGUUUAACGUAUGAUGUAUGGUCUCUGGUCAGUAAUAUUGUGUGGGCGGCGGUGCGGUACGGUGCGGUGCGGUGCGCCGCGACGUUUAUGUAUAUACGAGAAUAAUUCGGAUGUGCCUUCGUGUGGUGCCAUGAGUUUAUGUAUUGAAUACAAUCUUUUACCUGA
Molecule: messenger RNA, 4666 nt
Organism: Cydia fagiglandana
Lineage: Eukaryota; Metazoa; Arthropoda; Insecta; Lepidoptera; Tortricidae
Gene: Myo31DF
Product: unconventional myosin ID
Exons: 18
Coding region: 132-3110 (992 amino acids)
Biological process (GO): vesicle transport along actin filament; actin filament organization
Cellular component (GO): actin cytoskeleton; cytoplasm; plasma membrane
Molecular function (GO): actin filament binding; microfilament motor activity; ATP binding
Source: RefSeq, a predicted model, not a curated record